This is a messenger RNA of Microthlaspi erraticum, 1857 nucleotides long. Lineage: Eukaryota; Viridiplantae; Streptophyta; Magnoliopsida; Brassicales; Brassicaceae. The record is from the annotation of a GenBank genome assembly.
AUGGCUUCUGUGUCUACUGCUUCUUCUCUUCUCUUCCCUUCUCGAAAUUUCAUUUCUAUUCCAUUAAUUCCACUCCGGAGAAGCUCCGUGUCUUAUAUACGCUCUUGUUCGAGGAAUCCUUCUGCAUCCAUCACCAACGAGGAAGACAUUCUCCGUUUCGUGGCGAAUUCCGACGGAAAGGCACUUCCAUGCGUGCGGACGUACGAGAACGAUUCAGCUCGGCUCAGCCUCGUCGGUACAGUAUCGUUUGAUCAGGCUCUGACCGCGGCUGCUGCCGACGGUGGUGAAGCCGCCGAUGAACACAUCCGUGAAAACUUCCCUGUCAUGGCGGUCGAGACUGUUUUCCCUGGAGGCUCCGAUCCUAAGGCUACUGUAUCAACCAGAUUGUUCUUGCCUACGAAGAAAGUUAAAGAGCGAGCUAGAAGGCUCCGGAAGUCUCUCUCGGAGGAUCUUUCCACCGGAGAUUUGUCCAAGAACAUACUUGCGAUGACAUUUAGGCAAGUUGUUCUGCGGCAGCUCUCGAAUUUUCAGCUGGUGUUAUUUGGACCUGGAGCUGAAAGAGAAAUGGGAGAUCUUGAAAAGCCUCGAGAGGAUUCUACAUCGUUCACUCUUAGCUCAUCCGAUGAACGGGUUAUAUCUGUUAUUGCAGAAGUUCUAUGCAUCUCCGCUCUUCAAAGCACUGAGAAGCGUUUCCUUGAUGAUUAUCUCGGAAAAGCCAAGUUUCCCUUUUUCAAGUGGUUAAAGAGACGCAAGAGGAUUGCUUCAAGGGACUGCUCGGUUGUCCUGCAUAAGGUGUUUGAUGAUGAGCUAAACGAGAAUAGCCGCAGCCAGUUGCUUGAGUAUUUCCAAUCAAGGAAGGAAAAGUUUGAAAUUGCAGACACCAGGAGGCGAAGAAGUCGGUGGUGGAACUUGUCUGCCGAUUCUGAGUUGGAAAAAAUUGGUGGACCUGGGUUUAGUAACUGGGCAAGUGAGUAUCUACCUGCAUAUCGACUAGAAAUUGAUACUGCAAUACUUGGGGACCUGAAGCUUGAAGGCUGGAGAAAGUCCAGCGAGAAUAAGUGGGAGGUUCUUUUAACACACUCCCAAAUGGUUGGAUUGGCUGAAGCAUUGGAUAUUUACUUUGAAGAUAUAUAUUCCCUGCCCAAGAAACAGCUACCAUGUGAUGUUUCCGGAAAUUAUGCAAACUUACCCAACGAAAAGAGAGGAUUGUCUUUGUUGAAAAUGAUAUCUGUCACCAUGGCCAGUGGAAUCCUUCUUCUUGCUGUGAGUGCUGCGGCUCAAUUCUGUAUUCCUCAGAAAGCUGAGAGAAAGUAUCCUGGAAAACACCAAGAGAGUUUAUGGGCAGAGACUGAAUUGUUAUCUCAUCAAUCUUCUGAUUCCUCUAAGUUGGAUUCAUUCUGCGGAUUAGUCGUCAACAAGCUAAAGGAUGCGUACAGUUGGGAAGGAGAGUUAACUGUAGAAAGCAGCUUAGGUGCUUGGAUUGGGGAAGUACCUGAUUACUUGAAAGAAACCAGCAGAGCUAAAUCCGCUGAAGAUCACAUGGUUACAAGCUCUUCUCUUCUUGAGAAGCUCAAUGAAGACGCCAAGGCAUCUGCGCAAGAUAUCGCUACUUACCAGGUAGUGUUAUCAUCUGAAGGUAAAAUCAUAGGGUUCCAACCCACGAGCGGGGUGGCUGUGAACCACUGGGCUGCUAAUCCUUUCGCUAAAGAACUUUAUGGACGAAAAAAACUCUCGCCUGGGCUAAUUGAGCCUGGUCUCAAGAGUCGGCCUCCAACAAAAGUAGUUGUGUUGGAGUUGUUAAUGUCUGUGAAUUCAGAUCGUCCUUUUGCAUUGGUGAGACCAUUAUUGCCACAAUAA